Messenger RNA from Clarias gariepinus (North African catfish), 3400 nucleotides. Its product is annotated as syntaxin-1A. Gene Ontology annotation, biological process: synaptic vesicle fusion to presynaptic active zone membrane; exocytosis; intracellular protein transport. The transcript has 10 exons. Gene Ontology annotation, cellular component: presynaptic active zone membrane; plasma membrane; endomembrane system. Gene Ontology annotation, molecular function: SNAP receptor activity; SNARE binding. Lineage: Eukaryota; Metazoa; Chordata; Actinopteri; Siluriformes; Clariidae. Bases 262 to 1125 code for a protein of 287 amino acids. The record is from RefSeq and is a predicted model, not a curated record.
GUUCCCGCCUUCAUUUAGAAGCGGAGCAGAAACGGAAAAAAUAAAUACAGAAAAAAAAAAAAAAAGAAAAUAAAAGAAAUCACGCGCUCUGGUUGGGCGAGGGAUGCGCGCGCCACCCUGCUGCACGCGCCCACUCGUUACGCUCUUUAGCACAGAAUUAAUUUCUGCCAGGAAAACGCGCGCGCGCUGAUUCGGGUUUUUUUUGGGGGGGAUUGCGUGUGCGCGUGUGUGUGAGGGUCGCCACGGAAGAGUGCAGGAAACAUGAAGGACCGCACGCUCGAGCUGAGGCAUGGUAAGGACACCGAAGAGGAGGAGGAGGUGGCAGUGGGAAUGGAGAAAGGCUUCAUGGAUGAGUUCUUUGAACAGGUGGAAGAGAUCCGUGGCUACAUCGACUCUCUGGCUGAGAAAGUAGAGGAGGUAAAGCGGAAACACAGCGCCAUCCUUGCCGCACCAAAUCCAGACGAAAAAACGAAAGCAGAACUGGAGGAGCUGAUGACAGACAUCAAGAAGCUGGCUAACAAAGUGCGCUCCAAGUUAAAGAGUAUCCAGCAGACCAUCGAGCAGGAGGAAGGACAGAACAGGUCUUCAGCUGAUUUGAGGAUACGGAAGACACAACACUCCACUCUGUCACGUAAAUUUGUGGAGGUGAUGUCAGAGUACAACGCAACGCAAUCGAGUUACAGGGAGCGCUGCAAGGGCCGGAUCCAAAGACAGUUGGAGAUCACUGGAAGGAAUACAACAAAUGAGGAGCUAGAAAGCAUGCUGGAAAGUGACAACCCAGCUAUCUUCACUUCGGGGAUCAUCAUGGACUCCAACAUCACCCAGCAGGCCAUGAACGAGAUCGAAACCCGGCACAAUGAGAUCAUCAAGCUGGAGAACAGCAUCCGCGAGCUGCACGACAUGUUCAUGGACAUGGCCAUGCUGGUCGAGAGUCAGGGCGGACUUAUGAACAACAUUGAAUCAAAUGUACGUAAUGCUCAGGAAUAUGUGGAAAAGGCCAAAGAAGACACUAAGGCUGCAGUUAAAGUGCAAAAAACAAGCAAGGUGAAGUUGAUCCUGUUAGGCGUGUGUGGGGCAUUUUGUCUGCUCAUCCUCAUCAUCUCGCUCGCUGUUGGACUCAGCUAGCACACAAAGAAGCCUCAGUUUGAGCCAAGAUGAGUUUUCAGCGGAAUUGGAUAAAUAGUCUCUCUGACCAGUUUAAUUGCAAUUAGUGAGAAUGUUUCUAUAUGAUUUGGGGUCAAGAAGAAGAAUUUGAUGAUUUAAGAACUGAUAUAUUUAAUAUAUUGAGACACAAAAUAUUGAACCAAAAUGUAAAUUUUUUUUAUAGUAAACUACAGAUUAUUUAACAUGUUCAUAUCAUCACAAUAUGUUUUUAACGUAAUAUAGAUUUUUGUCUGCAGAAAAAUGCAACACUCUGUGAGCUCACAUACAGAUUGUUCCAACUACCUCACUUUUUUCUCUCACUCUUGUGUGUGUGUAGGGUGUGUGGCGUUAUGCCUGCUGUGUAUCUGCAUCACCACUGGCACUCGACUGUAUAAUGUGUGUUACAUGUUCCUUUCAGUCUAAUACUGUUUUUGACACGACCUCAUUGACUUCCCAUGAUGAUUAUGAUGUGUGUGUGUACUAUGUGAAUAAUUGAAUGAAUAGAGUACCACAAGGACAGGUCUCAGGGGAAAUGAUGAAGUGUACUGUGUAGUCAGUUUUCUUUCUUUCUUUUUUUUUUUUGUUUUGUUUAGUGAAUCGGGUUGCUUGCUAGUUUUUCAACUACAUGGGAUCAGCACAAAGUGAACUCUAAAACCCCAUGGCCUGUGAUCCUUUAAAUUGGUUACAGUAGUGAUAAUGAUUUUUAAACAGUUUUUAGCCUGUUUGAAGUGUCCCUUGAACUGAUUUGAAAUAGAUUACAUUCAAACCUCACAAGAAAUAUUUCACUGUAUUUAUUGGACACAUUUACAGUACAAGUCAAAAGUUUAGGUUUAUUUUCUACAUUUUAGAACAAUAGAAAUUUUUUUUUAAACUGGGAAAUAACACAUGUAAUUAAGUAUCAACAACAAGAGUUAAUUGUUAUUUUAGGACACGAUCAGCUGGUCAGCUGUCCAAAUGCUCUGGAACAGUUCUUGCAAGAACUGUAUUGUCAAGUGCCUUUGCUAAACCCAUCAAGGACCAUCAUGAAACUUAUAAAGACCUUCCCAGCCAAUCCAGACCAAAACUUACCUCUGCCUUAAAAUAUAAAGGAUUUAUAGAGCAUAAGUAGGAGAUACAUUUUAAUAUGUGAUCUGUGUCAGAAUGUUACAAAAUAAUAAAGGUUUGAGAAGCAGUGACAAUAAUGAGAGAAAACAAGAACAUUUGAACGAGGUUCUGCUAAUGCCAUGAUUGUUCCCUUCCGCCAUUUUACAUUUCAGUUUUGAGAUGCCAGGAUCAAAGAUGUUGAAUGACAAGACAAGUACGCUUAUGAUCUCAAAAUAGAGCAAUGUGCAUUUAUCGAGUUUAUACUACUUCCUAGCUAUGUCUCUGUCAGGUUCUCAAUGCGUAUAUCAAAUGGUCACCAAUUUUUUAUCACACACAUGAUCACAUGCUCACCAGGUCUGAUGAGAUCGAAACAAGUUUUACUAUGUCCAAUCAGAUCACAUGGCACUGUUACUGGUAAUUUAUCACACACUUACUACGUAGUGAUUGCGUCCGGGUGGUAUAUAUACCAUAAAAUGCGCAAAUCUUUUCACCAUGAAGUGACAGUGUGAGGAAUUGGAUUCGGUAUUGUACUAGACGAUUCCCUGACCAUAACAUAGACUCCUGCAUGGGCGCCAUAAACCUGGUAAGCACCAGGAGGAUGUAAUAUGAACUGAAUGUGAUCUUCUACAACAUAGCAACAAAAGUCCUACCAUGGUCAUAGCACAUGGAAGAGGACUUCGUGAGAACUCCAUUGAUGGAGCAACAAAGCAGUGGCAUUGCAAAACGCCAUCCAAUCUGUCCUGUCUGCGCCAAACCCCAGUUCCCAUUUGUACAAGCUCUUACUGCCAAUCAUCCAAUUUUUUUCCGGACGUAGUGGGAGCAUGGUUCAGUGCGACAUUUGAAGUGUCCCUUGAACUGAUUUGAAAUAGAUUACAUUUAAACCCCUAAAGCUCAAGAAAGACAAAGAACAAGAAAUAUUUCACGGUGUUUACUGGACACAUUUACAGUACCAGUCAAAAGUUUGGACACAAGUUUAGAUUUAUUUUUUAUCUAUUUUUUUUAUUAUUCAAAACUGAGAAAAAUCACAUAUGUAAUUGUGUAAUUAAGUAACAACAACAACAGUUAAUUGUUAUUUUAAGACACAAUAAGCUGGUCAGUUGUCUAGCUGUUCCUGGAGCGUUAGCAGACUCAGAAAUCCCCAAUUAACAAGCAGCACCUCAGAUUAGAGCCGUUA